UCUCUCUCUCCCUCCCUCCCUCAGUCCUACUUUGAGGAGUGGUAGGAGAAACUUUAAAGUCUCAGUUCUCAGUUCUUUCUUUCUAAGCUUCGGACAUCAACAGUUUUAACUCUUCUCUCACCCUUAUCUUUUUCUCCAAAUCAAUUAACGCGGCCUUUUAAAUUCCAAGAUGACUACCACUUCUCCCCGGCCAUUUUUGGAUGAAAUCAAAACUACCAAGAAGGACGACCUGCAGCACAUCGAUGUCCAAGAGAAGACGGCUCUUCCGACGAAAACUGAUAUUGUCAAAGAGAAAAGUGAGCAAGAGUUACGCAGCUCCAUUGGUAGUUUUGAUAAGACAAAACUUAACCCAACUGAAACCCAAGAGAAAAUAAACUUACCUGACAAGACAGAAAUUGACCAAGAGAAGACAGAACAAGAACUCCGAAGCAAUAUUACCGAAUUUGAUAAGAACCAACUAAAACAUGCGAACGUGGAGGAGAAGAAUCCACUUCCAGACAAAGACACAAUUAAACAAGAAAAAACUGAGCAAGAACUGAAGGCUUCCAUCAACAAGUUUGACAAAGCUGAUUUAAAAUGCACAAAGACUUGUGAGAAAGGAGUAUUGCCAACCAAGGCUGAUAUUGCUGAAGAAAAAGGUACUGCUUAAGAUGGCUGGCUUCUUCACUUUUUAUUUCUUUCUUCUUCACUGGGUUGGCAAAUCUUUUGAGAGAAUUUCUUAAGACAACCUUAACCUUUCACAUUAAGGCUGAAAUCUUCAGAAGAUAAAGUAGGGGGUGGGGAAACUUUAAAAGUUCUUUUUUUUCCUUAUUGCUAGCCAUUGCUUUCUUGCCUCCUCCUCCUCCUCAUUACUAUUUUAAUUAUAAUAGUUAUUAUUCUAGCCUCAUCUUAAAUCUUGUUUUCUUCUCUCUCUGCAUGUCAUUACAUCCUCUUUUUUUUUCUCUCACACUUCAACGAAAUUGGCCUUUUAUUUCUGUAUUUCUUUCUUUUCUUACUUUUGCUGGUUUAUUUUAACAAAAUCUGUUUAAUUUACCACACUACCUGACAUACUUUUGUCUGUAUUAUUAUUUUUCUAUCAUAAUUUAAUAUCUGCAAAUGUGACAAGAUAUGGAAUUAUUGCCUUCCAGUGGUUGUUAAUCACGAACAAACCUAACGUAACUUGCUUUCGUUAAACAAAACAAAAUUAUUUUCCCUUCAAACCAUCUGGUGCCUUUUUUUUUUUUUUUUUUUAACUAUUUCUAAGAAACACAAUUUUCUUUUCUAUAUUUCAUUCUUUCACUUUUUGCUGCAAUUUUCAUAGAAAAUAAAUCAAGAAAAUUAAAUGACUUACAAAUUAAAAGCUAAUUUCUGUUUCUUUUUUUCUUUAAUUCCAUUUUCCAACUUUUUUUGAAAUAAACUUAUCAAACUUUU
Molecule: messenger RNA, 1410 nt
Organism: Octopus bimaculoides (California two-spot octopus)
Lineage: Eukaryota; Metazoa; Mollusca; Cephalopoda; Octopoda; Octopodidae
Biological process (GO): actin filament organization
Cellular component (GO): cytosol
Molecular function (GO): actin monomer binding
Source: RefSeq, a predicted model, not a curated record